AUGACGGGGCUCAGCUACACGGAGAUGGAGGGCUGUCGUAACCUGCUCAGCCUAUUAGACAACGACGAGAUCAUGGCCCUAUGCGACACUAUCACCAACCGUCUGGUGCAGCCUGAGGACCGCCAAGAUGCCAUUCGUGCAAUAUUAGUCUACAGUCAAAGUGUAGAAGAACUUUUGAGGCGGAGAAAAGUCCACCGAGAAAUCAUAUUUAAGUAUUUGGCAACACAGGGUGUUAUUAUACCUCCAGCUACUGAAAAACACAAUCUUAUUCAGCAUGCAAAGGAUUACUGGAAAAAGCAGUUACAACUAAAAUUGAAGGAAACACCAGAGCCAGUUAAGACAGAGGACAUUAGACUCUUUGAACAGCAGGAAAAAGAAGAAAAAAAGGCCGAAAAGGUUGAUUUUCGUCGAUUAGGUGAAGAAUUCUGUCAGUGGUUCUUUGAACUUCUGAAUUCUCAGAAUCCUCUUCUGGGACCACCUCAAGAUGAGUGGGGGCCACAGCACUUCUGGCAUGAUGUCAAGCUUAGGUUUUAUUACAACACAUCUGAACAAAAUGUGAUAGACUACCAUGGAGCAGAAAUUGUGAGCCUUCGUCUGCUGUCACUAGUGAAAGAGGAAUAUCUUUUCCUCAGUCCCAACCUAGAUUCCCAUGGACUAAAAUGUGCUGCUUCUCCCCAUGGUCUCGUUAUGGUUGGAGUUGCUGGGACUGUCCACCGAGGCAACACUUGUUUGGGCAUUUUUGAACAAAUUUUUGGACUCAUCCGCUGCCCUUUUGUGGAGAAUACUUGGAAGAUCAAAUUUAUCAACCUGAGAAUUAUAGGAGAGAGUUCCCUUGCUCCUGGAACAUUAAUGAAACCGGCUAUUACAUUUGAACCAAGUGACCUGGAAGCCUUUUAUAAUGUAAACACUUUAUGUGGUCCGGUGAAGUACAACUCCAUGUAA
Rangifer tarandus platyrhynchus (Svalbard reindeer) is the source of this 942-nucleotide messenger RNA. The record is from the annotation of a GenBank genome assembly. Lineage: Eukaryota; Metazoa; Chordata; Mammalia; Artiodactyla; Cervidae.